AUGGGAAAGAGUGGUACAUUAGAGAAAGAUUAUCAAAUUGUUAAAGAAAUUGGACGUGGUGGAUUUGGAGUUGUAUAUAAAGCUAUACGUAAUCAUGAUCAAAAAGAAGUUGCUAUAAAAAUUAUUGACAAAAAUCGAGUUAGUCCUGUUAGAUUAUCACAGGAAUUAAAAGCAUUAAGAUCAUUAAAGUCUAUGCAUGUUGUUGAGUUUUAUGAUGAUUUUACGGAAAAUGAUAAUCACUGCAUUGUUAUGGAAUAUUGUUUAUAUGGGUCAUUAAGACAAUAUAUAAAAGAAAAUGGUCCAUUAUCAGAUAAGGUUGCUGCAUUUAUUUUACGCCAAUUGGUACUUGGUGUCAAUAGUAUACACAAAGCUGGUAUGAUGCAUAGAGAUCUAUCUACAGGCAAUGUCCUAAUAUAUGAAAUAUCCAAAGAUGGCAAUAUUUAUAUAAAAUUGGCAGAUUUUGGAUUAGCUACAAAUUUAAAUACUAAUAAGAUGCCUGCAACUAUAGUUGGUACACCAGGUUUUAUUGCUCCACAGGUUUAUGAAAGAUCUUAUGGACCAGCAGCUGAUGUUUAUUCAUUAGGUUGUAUUUUAUAUUCAAUGUUAACAGGAAAAGAACCACCACGACAACCUGGUGAAAAACCUGAUUCUAAAGAUUUUAUUGGAUUAUCAGACGAUGCUGUUAAACUAUGCAAAGAUAUGAUGAACCCUGAUCCUGAUAUUAGAAUUCCAUUAUUAGAAAUACAAAGAUCAGCCUUUUCAAAUAGAGCAUUAGGUAUUACAGUUUCUCGUGAUGGUUAUACAAGUAGGGAGAGGUCAUAUGAUAGUGUCAAUCGCAGUAGAUCAAGGGGUAAUUCUCAUCCUUAUCAAAGGUCUUCAAAAGACAGAACUCACAAACAGUUUAGAUCUCAGUCAACUGGAAAGCAAAAGUUGUCCAAUGGAAAAUCUGAUUCAGCUUUUGAAAGUGAUACAAUAUCACAAUUUAAUGACAAAGAUUUGUGUUCUCAUGUUCCAAGGUUUCGUGAUAAAUUGUCUCGACCAUCAAAGUAUAACGUUUUAGGUGAUUACAAUCGACCUAGAAAUGAAUUAAUUGAUGGUAGAAAAACUUCAACUACAUAUACCACUUAUAGUAAUUUUUCAUUAAAAACAAUUGGAGGUAGUGUCGGUUCAAAGAAAGAUAAAGUGUAUUCAUUAGAAUGGCCAUUAAAAAUAAAUUUUCUUGGAACAAUUUCAUCUCUGACUAAAUCUGGACGUUUUUCUGUAAGUAAUGGCAUUACUUUUAUCUUUGAAUCCGUUGACUCUAAAGGUUAUAUGCAUGCUGUUAUGGUUGUGGAUCAGAAACGUGGUAUCGAAGAACAAGUAGUAAAACUAUAUAUACUAGAUAGAAGAAUAAAGUUUUCUGAACAAAUAUGUGUUGUUGAUGAUAUUUUAAAUGAAAGACAUCCAAUUGUAUAUACAAGCAUAAAUGAUUUAAUGAAAAGUCGCCUUGCAAAUGAAUGUUAUACAAGAAUGUACUGUUGUAGUAAAAAAUUUGCUGGACGUGUUGCCAAAAUUACUAUUAAUUCUCCUAUGGGUUUACCUAGGUGUAUUGUCAAAUACAUGUUUAAUGGAGAUUUUCGUAUAGUUUUUCCUGAUGGUCGUGUUGCUGUACAAAAAGUGGAUUCUUUAAAUAUUAUAUGUACUGAUAUUAAUAAUAGAUCAACAAAUUUGUCUAAUGAUGAAAUUGAAUCAUAUAAGCAUAUAAAAAAUUUCUGUUUAAGUUAUAAAAAUAUUUGUAGUACGACAAAUUCAUCUGAAAAAGAGAAUUUUAUUUUGCCUCCAGACAAGUACAAACUAAAAUAUUCAAGAAAUGAUGGAAAAAUGGUUGGAAUACAAACAGAAGAUUCACAGGGAAUAGUUCGAUUGCUUCGAGAAUCAACAACACAGAAGAAUGGAUACAUUUUUACGGAAAAAGGUGGAUGUGAGAAAAGAUUUAUGUAUAAUGGACAGCUUAGUACAGUUCCAAGUUACUGUAAAGCUAUGCUUUUAACUUUUAUAGAAAAGAAAAAGUCACAUUCAAACAAUUAA
This is a messenger RNA of Strongyloides ratti, 2067 nucleotides long. RefSeq names its product Serine/threonine-protein kinase PLK4. The record is from RefSeq and is a predicted model, not a curated record. The transcript has 4 exons. The coding region runs from base 1 to 2067 and encodes 688 amino acids. Gene Ontology annotation, biological process: protein phosphorylation. Lineage: Eukaryota; Metazoa; Nematoda; Chromadorea; Rhabditida; Strongyloididae. Gene Ontology annotation, molecular function: protein kinase activity; ATP binding.